Messenger RNA from Sciurus carolinensis (gray squirrel), 2599 nucleotides. RefSeq names its product Bruton tyrosine kinase (gene Btk). Gene Ontology annotation, molecular function: ATP binding; protein binding; non-membrane spanning protein tyrosine kinase activity. The record is from RefSeq and is a predicted model, not a curated record. Gene Ontology annotation, biological process: adaptive immune response; B cell receptor signaling pathway; T cell receptor signaling pathway. The transcript is spliced from 19 exons. NCBI's taxonomy places the organism in Eukaryota, Metazoa, Chordata, Mammalia, Rodentia, Sciuridae. The coding region runs from base 169 to 2148 and encodes 659 amino acids.
GUUUGCUCAGACUGUCCUUCCUCUCUGGACUGUAAGAAUAUGUCUCCAGAGCCAGUGUCUUCGGAGAUCGAGCGCCACCUCCCAAGUCCUGGCAUCUCAAUGCAUCUGGGAAGCUACCUCCAUUAAGUCAGGACCAAGCACACAAGUGAGCCCCAGAAAGAAGAAGUGAUGGCUGCAGUGAUACUGGAGAGCAUCUUUCUGAAGCGCUCACAGCAGAAAAAGAAAACAUCACCUUUAAACUUCAAGAAGCGUCUCUUUCUUUUGACUAUGCACAAACUUUCCUACUAUGAGUAUGACUUUGAACGUGGGAGAAGAGGCAGUAAGAAGGGUUCAAUAGAUGUUGAGAAGAUCACCUGCGUUGAAACAGUGGUUCCUGAAAAAAAUCCUCCCCCUGAAAGACAAAUUCCGAGAAGGGGUGAAGAGUCCAGUGAAAUGGAACAGAUUUCAAUCAUUGAAAGGUUUCCUUAUCCUUUCCAGGUUAUAUAUGAUGAAGGACCUCUCUAUGUUUUUUCCCCAACUGAAGAACUGAGAAAGCGUUGGAUUCAUCAGCUCAAAAAUGUAAUCCGAUACAACAGUGAUCUGGUACAGAAAUACCACCCUUGCUUCUGGAUCGACGGGCAGUAUCUUUGCUGCUCUCAGACAGCCAAAAAUGCUAUGGGCUGCCAAAUUUUGGAGAACAGGAAUGGAAGCUUAAAACCUGGGAGUUCUCACCGAAAGACAAAAAAACCUCUUCCCCCCACACCGGAGGAGGACCAGAUCUUGAAAAAGCCACUGCCCCCUGAGCCAACAGCAGCACCAGUCUCCACAAGCGAGCUGAAAAAGGUUGUAGCCCUUUAUGAUUAUAUGCCGAUGAAUGCAAAUGACCUUCAGCUGAGGAAGGGUGAUGAGUAUUUUAUCCUGGAGGAGAGCAACCUACCAUGGUGGCGAGCACGAGAUAAAAAUGGGCAGGAAGGCUACAUUCCUAGUAAUUAUGUCACUGAAGCAGAAGACUCCAUAGAAAUGUAUGAGUGGUAUUCCAAACACAUGACCCGGAGUCAAGCUGAGCAACUACUAAAGCAAGAGGGGAAAGAAGGAGGUUUUAUUGUCAGAGACUCCAGCAAAGCUGGAAAAUAUACUGUGUCGGUGUUUGCUAAAUCUACAGGGGACCCUCAAGGGGUGAUACGCCAUUAUGUUGUGUGUUCCACACCUCAGAGCCAGUAUUACCUGGCUGAGAAACACCUUUUCAGCACCAUUCCUGAGCUCAUUAAUUACCAUCAGCAUAACUCUGCAGGACUCAUAUCUAGGCUGAAAUAUCCAGUGUCUCAAAAAAACAAGAAUGCACCUUCCACUGCAGGCCUGGGCUACGGAUCAUGGGAAAUUGAUCCAAAGGACCUGACCUUCUUGAAGGAGCUUGGAACUGGACAAUUUGGAGUAGUAAAGUAUGGGAAAUGGAGAGGUCAAUAUGAUGUGGCCAUCAAGAUGAUCAGAGAAGGCUCCAUGUCUGAGGAUGAGUUCAUUGAAGAAGCCAAAGUCAUGAUGAAUCUUUCCCACGAGAAGCUGGUGCAGUUGUAUGGCGUCUGCACCAAACAGCGCCCCAUCUUCAUCAUCACUGAAUACAUGGCUAAUGGCUGCCUCCUGAACUACCUGAGGGAGAUGCGCCACCGCUUCCAGACUCAGCAGCUACUGGAGAUGUGCAAGGAUGUCUGUGAAGCCAUGGAAUACCUGGAGUCAAAGCAGUUCCUUCAUCGAGACCUGGCAGCUCGAAACUGUUUGGUAAAUGAUCAAGGAGUUGUAAAAGUAUCUGACUUUGGCCUGUCCAGGUAUGUCCUGGAUGAUGAGUACACCAGCUCAGUAGGCUCCAAAUUUCCAGUUCGGUGGUCUCCACCAGAAGUCCUUAUGUAUAGCAAGUUCAGCAGCAAAUCUGACAUUUGGGCUUUUGGGGUUUUAAUGUGGGAAAUUUACUCCCUUGGGAAGAUGCCAUAUGAGAGAUUUACUAACAGUGAGACCGCUGAACACAUCGCCAAAGGCCUACGUCUCUACAGGCCUCAUCUGGCUUCAGAGAGAGUAUAUACCAUCAUGUACAGCUGCUGGCAUGAGAAAGCAGAUGAACGUCCCACUUUCAAAAUUCUCCUGAGCAACAUUCUAGAUGUUAUGGAUGAAGAAUCUUGAGCUGGCCAAUAAGCUUCUUAGUUCUACUCCUGUCCUCCACAGCCCCAAAUUCAUUUUCUCUGAAGAAAUCCCAGGCUUGCAGGCUCUGGAGCCUUUAGUCUCCCACUGGAUACACAAAGGCUCUUCUACAUGUAGAAAUGUAACACCUUUUCUUUGAUUUCCCUGGGAUAGUGCUUCUGAGUAAAGGCCAAGGAGUUUCUGUGCCUGGUAUUAACCCCACACACACUCACACAAACCCCCCCCCCCCCCCAGAGAGAAAAUUACCCAAAACUAUUAAGACAGACUGAAUUUGGGAAGGAAAUUUGGGGAGGAGGGAGGCAUGUAAAUAAUCUUGCAGGGGGUCCAAUAGCUCUUUGGUAGGCAUUAGAGCUUGGGGGUGGGGUAGAAUUUGGCAGGAAUGAAAUGGUGUCAAAAAAGUGAAGGAGUGUUUUGAUAAAAUAAAAUUACUGGA